UCUCUCGCCGCUCCUACUACUCACACUCCACAGCGUCAUUCAUCGUCAUAGCUCCGUCUAUCCGCCCCCGAGAUAUUAAAAAAAAAUAGAUUAAGGCUAGGUACAUCCCAAAUCUUGGUCCUGGCCUCCCACAACCCGGGUCAAAUUGUCGCCUUCGCACCCGUCAUGUCAUCAUGUCCGCGUACUUAUGGGCUGCCCGUGGUCCCUCCGUCGUCCGGCCAUGCCAUGGCAUCCUUAAAACGAGCGCUCCCCUCGACCGCCCUCGACGACAGCGGGGGAUCAAGCUUGAGGCUGCCCUGCACCCGCUGCGGAUGGAUUACCGGUCUGGGGAUUGCUCUACUGCUGCCAGUCGACCAUGGGUGGGCGCGCCACUCCCGAGAGUUUGCCGUCGUUCAGAUGUCAUCGAUGAUGCAACCCGAGGCCGUCGCAUGCCAGGAACCUCAGCAGCAGCCGGACGAGGGAUAAGAACUGGGUUCUGCGCCUGGAAGGAUGGACCAAGGAUAAAUACUAAAACACCAAUGCGCCCGGAGAGAGAGCCUGAGGGUUUGAUCCACCACAUCGACAACCCAUGUAGACGUGCAGAGAGGAGGGCAUCGGCAAUGCCCCCGACGAAAACUCCAUGUGUCACUGCCAGGUGGUGGUGGUGGUGGUACUUGUACACUUGGACUUGGUACUCCGUACUGGGUCAACUAGUUAUACUUAACUAGUGCCGCGUAGUAAUCCUGGCCAUCCCGUGAUGCUGCAGGUCGAAUCACUUCUAGUUUCUUCCCUCGGAAUCCCCUCGUC
This is a messenger RNA of Aspergillus heteromorphus CBS 117.55, 786 nucleotides long. RefSeq lists its product as uncharacterized. NCBI's taxonomy places the organism in Eukaryota, Fungi, Ascomycota, Eurotiomycetes, Eurotiales, Aspergillaceae. The coding region runs from base 174 to 707 and encodes 177 amino acids. The transcript has a single exon. The record is from RefSeq and is a predicted model, not a curated record.